Messenger RNA from Hermetia illucens (black soldier fly), 1985 nucleotides. It is a transcript of the gene senju, whose product is annotated as UDP-galactose transporter senju. The transcript is spliced from 4 exons. Gene Ontology annotation, cellular component: Golgi membrane. NCBI's taxonomy places the organism in Eukaryota, Metazoa, Arthropoda, Insecta, Diptera, Stratiomyidae. The coding region runs from base 464 to 1561 and encodes 365 amino acids. Gene Ontology annotation, biological process: pyrimidine nucleotide-sugar transmembrane transport. Gene Ontology annotation, molecular function: UDP-galactose transmembrane transporter activity. The record is from RefSeq and is a predicted model, not a curated record.
CAACAGAUGUAUUCCCUCGCAUUGCAUUUUAAUUAAUCCUCGGCCCAUCGUCCCUCCAUCGCAACUCUGCAUCCAUAGCAGUUUCAAUCAACCGCCUCCACAGCUGCGACACCGCCUGAUAUCCAGAAACAUUUUCAGAUUAUGCCUGCGGUCAGCUGUGAUCCAAACAGCUGAUAUGGCUGCGAUGCCAUGACAAACGGUGUCGAUUGUCAAACGGGUCGAAGCAAAACAAUCGCUCGGGCGGCGGGUUAUAUCGAGGAGAGUGCUCGGUGGGUGCACGCAGAAAUUCGCGCCGCGUAGAACGUGGUAAUGACCAGCGGACAAGUGCCGAGCAGGUGAAGUUUACGUAAACAAAUUAUUCAGUGGAAUAUCGUUGAUGCAGCGGAAAAGUGUGUCGCGGGUCGCGCAGUUGCAAGUCAAAUCUACUUCGGAAGUGAGAGCCGCCCUUUAGCAGCAGCGAACCAUGGGGAUCUACUGGUCCGAGUUGUUCCCGAGCCGGCUGAGUGUGCUGAUCUUCAUAGGAUACAUGUCCUUGUUCGUCAGCCAAGGCAUCUUGGUCACGGCGUCUCAGGAAUCGAACAACAAGUACAGCUACAACACGGUCACGGUGGUUCUCCUCACGGAGGUGUUGAAACUGAUAGUGUCCUCGUGCCUGUACUGUCGAGAAAACAAUUUUCGAUCUUUGAUAUCUAACGUGCAGAAGAAUUCUAAUAUCUUGAUGCUGUAUUUCGUACCGGCGUUCCUGUACUGUCUCUACAACAACUUGGCCUUUAUCAACUUAUCUACAUUCGACCCUACUACGUAUUAUCUUCUGCUGCAGUUCCGGGUCGUCAUCACUGGAAUCCUUUUUCAGGUCAUCUUCAAAAAAAUCCUAAGUCGACGGCAAUGGGUGUCACUUAUUCUGCUGACACUGGGUUGCAUGGUGAAACAAGUGGAUCUCAAUCAAAUGAUGGACAUAACAGUCGCGACCCCAUCCACUACCAAAAGCGCUGCAUCGGCUAAAAACAUGACAGGAUUCGAUUUUAGCAUAAGCGCAGUAUUCAUAAUAGCUCAAACGAUUUGCUCCUGCUUGGCUGGCGUCUACAACGAAUACUUGCUGAAAGACAAAGGCGCCGAAGUGAAUAUAUUUAUUCAGAACGUAUUUAUGUACUUGGAUUCGAUCAUUUGCAAUGUCCUGAUCUUGGUUCUGCAGGGCGGUGUCGUGAAUGCAUUCACAGUUACUAGUCUUAAGUCCGUGUUUCAGUUCAAGGUAGUUAUAAUUAUAGUGAAUAAUGCAGCGAUCGGUAUUAUUACGAGUUUCUUUUUAAAGUACAUGAAUUCCAUAUUGAAGACUUUUGCAAGUGCCCUAGAGUUAAUCUUCACCGCCGUAUUAUGUUACAUAUUAUUUGCAAUUCCUAUUUAUGUCAACACUGUCCUUUCGAUAUUUAUCGUAUCUGUGGCAAUAUAUUUGUAUUCACAAAGUCCAGUUGUGAACUUGGGCAAGGUCCAUUUGAGUGAAGAGAGCAAAAAAUCCAUGGAUAGACAAAACCUGCUAAGUGAUACUGAAAUUGAAGAAGUUUAACUCCCAUAAGCAAUGGAACUUAGAUAUAAGUUAGUGUUGUCUUUGGAAAACCGAUGGCUAUUGCCUGUGCGACUGCAUUUGUAACGAAAGAUCCCUGAUUGCCCUCUAUUAUAUUGGUAACAACGAUUGUUAUUGUAACGUUAAGUACUUGCGGUAGAAUUUUUUUUACUGACACCAUUGACAUUUGCUUUGGCAUCAUUCAUUGAUGUUUACUAUGUAAUUUUGAUUUUUCUCAAUCCCUAAAUAGUAAAUGUACAUAAAAAAUCGUGCAUCAAUCAUGGACAUACAAUUAAUUUAUUUUUUAAUUCUGCAUACCAAGCCUUGAGGCAAAAAAAAUAGUUGUAGAUGUGUUUUUUGACCAUAUUUAUUGUUGCUGCAAAUUAAUUAUUAACAUUGAGAAAUAUACGACUUAUUUUUAUUGAGA